AUGCUGUCAGACCGGGUCCUUGUGGAUGAGACACUGUGCCGCAGCUACCUCUGCUUAAGUGUGUGUCUUGUCAGUGCCGCCAUCCUCACCAUAUGUGCCAUCAAUGUGGAGCGCUACUACUACAUCAUCCACCCGAUGCGACACGAGGUGAAGAUGACAGUGGGUGUGGUGGUGAUGGUGUUGGUGGGAAUCUGGGUUAAAGCUAUUGUGAUGGCGUUGCUGCCUCUCCUUGGAUGGUUGCUGCAGGGGAACCAGGGUCUGGGGGCUUCUUUAGUCCUCUUUCAGGGUCAGAGACACUGCUCCCUGCACUGGACAGGGGGCAGGACCACCCGGCUGCUCUUCAUGGUCUUCUUUACACUCAUCUACUUCCUGUGCCCUAUGCUGAUCAUCCUGGUGGUCUACUGCAACAUGUUCAAAGUAGCACGGGUGGCAGCUAUGCAGCACGGUCCUCUUCCUACCUGGAUGGACACGCCAAGACAGAGGUCUGAGUCUACCAGCAGCCAUUCCACCAUGGCAGCCAGCCUUGGGGGAACCGGAGCACGGAGUACCCCUCAAAGGAGCUUCAGUGGUGGAAAGGCAGCUGUAGUCUUGAUGGCAGUUGGAGGCCAGUUCCUCUGCUGCUGGCUGCCAUAUUUCUCUCUCCAUCUCUACUCUGCAGCAACGUCUACCUCUCCUGUUUCCCUGGCCCAGCUGGAGGAUGUGGUCACAUGGAUUGGCUAUUUCUGCUUCACCUCUAACCCUUUCUUCUAUGGCUUUCUAAACCGGCAGAUCCGCGAAGAGCUGAGUCGCCACCUGGCCUGCCUCUUCAAGCGGGCCGGGCCUGGUGAGGGGGAGCAGCUGGCCAGCCGCGAGGCCUCCAUUGAGGAGAACUUUUUGCAGUUUCUUCAAGGCACUGGAUGCAAUCUGGAGCCCUGCAACUCUCACAGCAGAGGAAGCCCGCUGGAGCCAGAGACUGAGGGGCUUCAGGGAUCAGCUGUUCAACAGAGCACGCCAGCUGACUUUAACAUCCCUGGGCAGAUCCUGGAGGAAACCUCAGAGUUCAUACAGAGGCAACAGCUGAACAAUGAGCGGCUUGUCCCAGAAAACUGCUGCAAAACUCCUCCUGAGCUGUAG
Xyrichtys novacula (pearly razorfish) is the source of this 1113-nucleotide messenger RNA. NCBI's taxonomy places the organism in Eukaryota, Metazoa, Chordata, Actinopteri, Labriformes, Labridae. The record is from the annotation of a GenBank genome assembly.